Molecule: messenger RNA, 1432 nt
Organism: Conger conger (European conger)
Lineage: Eukaryota; Metazoa; Chordata; Actinopteri; Anguilliformes; Congridae
Gene: pgam2
Product: phosphoglycerate mutase 2 (muscle)
Exons: 3
Coding region: 130-897 (255 amino acids)
Biological process (GO): glycolytic process
Molecular function (GO): intramolecular phosphotransferase activity
Source: RefSeq, a predicted model, not a curated record
CUCCAGCGCUCGGUGCUCACUGGCAGUCAGGAAGUGCGUGUAAGAAGGGAGGCCGCGUCACGUGUCACGGAAAAGGGCGAACUUCAACAUUUUCAUUUCGAGGAAAGCCAGGGAAAAACAAACGGCAGCAUGACCACCGCUCACCGUCUGGUAAUCGUGAGGCACGGCGAGAGCUCCUGGAACCAGGAGAACCGCUUCUGCGGCUGGUUCGACGCCGACCUGAGCGAGAAGGGUCUGGAGGAGGCCAAGCGCGGCGCCCAGGCCAUCAAGGAUGCCGGCAUGAAGUUCGACAUCUGCUACACCUCCGUCCUCAAGCGCGCCAUCAAGACGCUGUGGACCAUCAUGGAGGGCACAGACCAGAUGUGGCUGCCCGUGGUGCGCACCUGGCGCCUGAACGAGCGGCACUACGGCGGCCUGACCGGCCUCAACAAGGCCGAGACGGCCGCCAAGCACGGCGAGGAGCAGGUGAAGAUCUGGCGCCGCUCCUUCGACAUCCCCCCGCCCCCCAUGGACCACGACCACGCCUACCACAAGAUCAUCAGCGAGUCGAGGCGCUAUAAGGGCCUGAAGCCCGGAGAGCUGCCCACCUGUGAGAGCCUGAAGGACACCAUCGCCCGUGCACUGCCUUUCUGGAAUGACACCGUCGUCCCCGAGAUCAAGGCCGGCAAGAACGUCAUCAUUGCUGCCCACGGCAACAGCCUCCGCGGCAUCGUCAAGCACUUAGAAAGCAUGACGGAUGCGGCCAUCAUGGAGCUGAACCUGCCCACGGGCAUCCCCAUCGUGUACGAGCUGGACAAGGACCUGAAGCCGGUGAAGCCCAUGCAGUUCCUGGGGGAUGAGGAGACGGUGCGCAAGGCCAUGGAGGCCGUGGCGGCUCAGGGAAAGGUGAAGAAGUGAAGCGCUACGCCCCCUGCUGGAGCACGAGAGACUGUCCCCUACCUCCCGCGCAGUUCACCUGUUCUACUGCACCUACCUGCCCUCAGCCAGCCUGCCUUCAUACACCGUCUCCCUCAUUGUCUGCAAAACACACUGACCCUCACAAAACUAAACACACACACGCGCGCACACACUCACAUACGCAUUCUGUAAUUCCUUCAAAGUAAAUGUUCUGGUGAUGUAGAAACAAACUAUACAUUUUCUAUACAUCUUUUUCUUUGACCAAACUGCCAGUCUUUCCCAUCACCAAACAGACAAACAAACAGACACACACACACACACACACACACAAACACACAGACACACACACUCACACAUACACACAGACACACACACACACAUCUGCACGCACACUCAAGUACACAUACGCACACACACACAAGCACAAACACCCACACACACACACACACACAAUCACACUCAUAACCCGAUCAUGAUUCAUGAAACUUGUGUUGGGAGCACAACAAAUAAAAACGAUCACUAUUUUCGGUACAAA